ACUGCCGCCUGCCACGCGUUUGUUGUGUGUUGAUUUUCAGGGUUGACUGUGUUGAUAACAGCUGAUCAUUGAUUGGUUAUGUUGGCUUUACAUAUCUACAGUGUCGUUCACAUUAAUAUAAUCACAUCAUCCGCAAAAAGCUCUUUUUAUGUAUAUAAACCUGAUUGUCAGUAAAGCGCGAUAUUUUUUACCGUUUUUUUCACUUUAAUUAGUGAACACUUGCUGUCAGACAAUUUUAAAACAUCGCACAAUUCGAAAUACAGAUGUGAAAAAACGCGUAUUUGGUGUGAACUAUCAAGUCGGGCUUAAUGUUUAGUUCACGAACAUUCGAAACAGUUUUGCCGUUUGAUAUUAUACAUUUUGUUUGUCAUUAAUGAUUCUGAAGCGAAUUUUGCAAUUUAAUCUUAAAAAUGGACAUUGUCUGCGACGCAGAGCGCACAAUUAUGCCACGAUUUACGAAUCAAACGAUUCUAAGAAUGUCGGCAAAAAAGCCAAAGUACAGGGAUGGGUGAAAGCGUUGCGAAAAAUGAAAGAUAACAUCUUUCUUGAUUUAAAUGAUGGCACAUCUAGUCAACCACUCCAAGUAGUCUUAAAGAAAGGCAUGAAACCAGAAAACUUGAGUUAUGGCUGUAGUAUGACAGUUGAGGGUGAAAUUACAGUAGCUCCAAAUGGUAGGGCAGAACUGCAAGUUGAUAAAAUCGAUAUUAUAGGAAAGUGUGAUCUGGAAGGCUAUCCAUUUUUACCAAGGAAACAAUACUCUGAAGACUAUAUUCGCCGAUAUCUACACCUCAGACCCAGAACCAAAGCUUUCUCCAGUACUAUGCGUUUACGAGACUUGGCAACAAAUGCCAUUAGAGAUCAUUUUAGAGACAGAGGUUUUAUCAAUAUACACACUCCUAUUCUAACUUCAAAUGACUGUGAAGGUGCUGGGGAAGUCUUUAUAAUACAGCCAAAUUCCCAAGAACUUGUCCAAGCAAUGAAAACUGAAGGAGUGGAUGUUGAAUCUACAUAUUUCAAUUCAAAGGCUUUUCUGACAGUAUCUGGUCAAUUGCAUUUAGAAGCUUGUGCAAGAGCACUUUCAAAGGUCUACAAUUUUAGUCCAGCCUUUCGAGCAGAAAAUACAAAAUCUAGACUUCAUUUAUCAGAAUUUUACAUGAUUGAAGCAGAAAUGGCUUUCAUUGCAUCCCUGAAAGAUCUUGCUACAGAAGCUGAACUUUUAGUAAAGUCUGUCACAUUUAGUCUUAUUGAAAAAGGUAGUUCAGAUCUUCAAGUACUAGAAGCUCCAGAGCCAACUUGGUUGAACAAAGAUUUUGGUUACAUUACAUACACUGAAGCUCUAGAUAUUUUAGAUAAAAAUUCUGAUAGACUAACUUUUCCAAUUAAACCUGGAGAAGGACUUGCAAAAGAACACGAAUUGUUCCUAGUUCAUCAUCUAGGUGAUGUUCCCGUUUUUGUAACUGAAUGGCCAGUAAACAGUAAACCUUUUUAUAUGAAAGAGUGCGAGGAUGACAAAUCAAAGGUUCAAGCUAUGGACCUGUUGGCCCCAACAGUUGGUGAACUGAUUGGAGGAAGUGUGAGGGAAGAUAAUUAUUCCAAGCUAAAAUCUAAAAUACCACCUGGAUUAAACCUUGACUGGUACUUAGAGCUUAGAAAAUUCGGUAACGUUCCCACUGCAGGCUUUGGAAUGGGAUUCGAAAGAUAUUUACAGCUAAUUUCAGGUGUACCAAAUAUCAAAGACGUCAUUCCUUUUCCUAGAUGGCCACACAAUUGUAGUUUAUAAAUCAAUUCUAUUUGUAUAUAUAAAUUGUGUAUUAGAAUGCAGUUGUUACGUUAUUUUUAUAGAUAAGUUUUUUAAAGUUUUUUGUAACAAAUAAUAAAGUGAUUAUUUGAUUCAAA
This is a messenger RNA of Nasonia vitripennis (jewel wasp), 1896 nucleotides long. RefSeq names its product probable asparagine--tRNA ligase, mitochondrial (gene AsnRS-m). Gene Ontology annotation, molecular function: ATP binding; nucleic acid binding; asparagine-tRNA ligase activity. The transcript is spliced from 4 exons. Gene Ontology annotation, cellular component: mitochondrion. Lineage: Eukaryota; Metazoa; Arthropoda; Insecta; Hymenoptera; Pteromalidae. The record is from RefSeq and is a predicted model, not a curated record. Gene Ontology annotation, biological process: asparaginyl-tRNA aminoacylation. Bases 374 to 1780 code for a protein of 468 amino acids.